CGCAGCGUUGAGUGUUGGAGCAGCCAGGCGGCCAGUGUGCAUCCCAGGACGCAACAUCAGUGUAGCCGGGGCUCAACGCUUAGCUGAUCGCUUCACGUCGGACGCUUUGGAAACUUACAACCAUGGGUUGCUUUGAGUGCUGCAUCAAAUGUUUAGGCGGGGUGCCGUACGCGUCGCUGGUCGCUACGAUCCUCUGCUUCUCCGGCGUGGCCCUGUUCUGUGGAUGUGGCCAUGUGGCUCUCACCGGCACCGUGGCCAUCCUGGAAACCCACUUCUCCAAGGUCACCAGUGAUCAUGCCAUGCUGAGUGAUAUAAUACAGCUGAUGCAGUAUGUCAUCUAUGGCAUUGCUUCAUUUUUCUUCCUGUAUGGAAUCAUUCUGCUGGCUGAGGGCUUCUACACAACAAGUGCAGUCAAGGAGCUGCACAGUGAGUUCAAGACCACCAUCUGUGGACGCUGCAUCAGUGGAAUGUUUGUGUUCCUCACAUACAUCCUGGGUAUUGCCUGGCUGGGUGUGUUUGGCUUCUCCGCUGUGCCAGUCUUCCUCUUCUACAACAUGUGGUCCACCUGUGCCACCAUAAAGUCUCCCAUGGCCAAUCUCACCGACAUCGACUCCAUCUGUGUGGAUGUUCGUCAGUACGGAAUUAUCCCAUGGAAUGCCACACCAGGAAAAGCCUGUGGAUCUACGCUAGGUGACAUCUGCAGCACCAGCGAGUUCUACUUGUCCUAUCACCUGUACAUUGUGGCGUGCGCCGGGGCAGGAGCCACUGUGAUCGCUCUGAUCCACUUCCUCAUGAUUCUCUCAGCAAACUGGGCCUACCUUAAGGAUGCCAGUCAAAUGCAUGCCUACCAAGACAUCAAAAUGAAGGAAGAGCGGGAGCUGCAGGACAUCACCUCUCGCUCAAAGGAAUGCCUCAAUUCCUACACAUAAGGAUAUUACACAUUCACAAACACACAUGUACAGACACAUAAACACACUGUGGCCGCUUUGGACCAAGACAAUGCACAGCUGUAAUAACUGCCGUGACACUGUGCAGUACUAACCCGGCUCCUAACACACUAAUGCAUCAGUGUUGCUUUCUGCACUAACUCACCAACAAAGUGGAUCAAAACUGCUACUUAUAAUUUCAUUUAUGCUGUUUUUAUUUUGUAUUUUCUGAAGGAACAAAGCAAUUUUGAAUUUAUGUAGUCUAAUUUUCUCUGGCCCUUUUUUAUAGCCAGUUUUUUGCUGGCCAAGCUUGAGACAUUGCACUAUUCUUAUACAACGCAUAAUGAUGACAUGUUUGUUUUACAGUCUUGCUCUGUCUUUCUGUUGAGCUGUGGGGUCAGUUUUUAACAAGGGAAUGUGACAUAUUUUCUUGCUUAUUCUUUUCAAUCACACAUGCAGAUUGUUAUACACAACAUAAAAGGCCUUACAUUCAGAGCUAGUGUGUGGCUUAGCUGGCAUGUUGGAAGAACCAUCACUUUACAAUGCACUGACAAAAGACUGGCAUGUCACAACAUGUUUUGCUUUGAUAUUACAGCAAAGAGAGAUACAAAUAUAUAAUGUGGAUGCAGUUCUUUAGUAAAAGUGGUUGUUAAACUUCAAAUAUUUAACCGCAUCGUAAUCAUAGUAAUAAUCUCAGUGAUAAUUGGUUCUAGAGUUUAUGGCAAAGCUACUCAAGGCCUCCAUUAACCCUACCUCAGGUGUGCACUAGAGCUUAAGAAACAAUUUAACAAACAUGUCUCCCUAGAAAAACCAUGGUUUCAAAAUAUAAUAAUAAUUGUAAUCACACCGGGAGUUCCUCCACAUCGCAGUAUUUUAGCAUUCAAACCUUAUGAAUAAUGCCAUAAGAAUAUCUUGCUUUCUAAAUGUGAACUGCUGCCAAUUAUUAGACAGGAUAUUCAACAUAAACAAGUUUAGUCCAUGUGUUUUCAUUUACACUAAUGAAAAAUAAAUCUCUGAUUCCUCAGAUGUUCCACUGUAAUAUUGGAUCAUAUAUUGCAAUUUACGAUCAAACUUUACUCGAGUUUGAAAACUCUUAUUAAACAAGUAACCAAGUCCCUUGUCGAUUGCUACUAUGAAAAAGCAUACAGAAGUUAGGGUGUGAAAAAUGUAAACUUGUUACAAGUCAGGAUCUUUAGUGUUUUUUUUGAAGAUACAACUACUUCAUUUUGUUCUUAAUUUGUUAUAUUGCACCAGUUUUUGAUGUGCAAUUGUCCUAAUGCUGAUAUAAUUACUCAUGUAAUCUCGUUUCUAUUAGUUGAUUUACAGGGAUAAGUUUCUUUGUUGCAUGAAGACAACUGUUUCUGCAGUGACACGUGAUGUACAGUCAUGUUUCAUUUGUAUUUGUAAUGCUUACAAAUUAAUCCUUUUUGUGUAGCUGAUUCGUUUUUUAGGUUAUUUUCUUAUAGUUAGAGGUAUAUAAGUAUUGUAUAAUUUUGUUGCCUGAUACCUGUAUUUUCUAUAAAUGUCAAGGGCUUCCUCGUGAAUUACAGAUGCUUAACUUUUAAUUCAACUUUCAGAUAUCAAUUGAUAGGACAGCUGUCAUUAAGACAUGUAUAGCAAUCUAAAUGGUAAAUCUAGCCAAAGUAUGAAAGCCAUUGUGACUCUCUGCCCGGUGUUUUACACAGUAUCUGUGAGCUAUUAGAGAAUAAAUCCUGCGUAGUUCUCUAUAGAACUAAAGGCCACAGGUGUACAGUGACUAAGGAGAAAGGUGACAGAAGUACAUGAAGCUUGUGUACACCUCAUAUGAUCUUUGCACCUGUUGAAUGAACCAAAAAACUAAAUGAAGGCUACCCAUCAAUCAGCAGGAAGACAACAAUUCAGCAUCCUGUCUGACUGGAAAGAAACCCUUUAAUGACAUCCCUCAAACGCCUGUUGACUGUUUUUAUGAAAAAUAAAAAAUUAAACAAACUUCA
Molecule: messenger RNA, 2899 nt
Organism: Notothenia coriiceps (black rockcod)
Lineage: Eukaryota; Metazoa; Chordata; Actinopteri; Perciformes; Nototheniidae
Gene: gpm6bb
Product: glycoprotein M6Bb
Exons: 7
Coding region: 123-929 (268 amino acids)
Biological process (GO): central nervous system myelination; axon development
Cellular component (GO): plasma membrane; myelin sheath
Molecular function (GO): structural constituent of myelin sheath
Source: RefSeq, a predicted model, not a curated record